Messenger RNA from Phycodurus eques (leafy seadragon), 2727 nucleotides. RefSeq names its product pleckstrin homology domain containing, family A (phosphoinositide binding specific) member 8 (gene plekha8). Gene Ontology annotation, cellular component: membrane; cytosol; cytoplasm. The record is from RefSeq and is a predicted model, not a curated record. NCBI's taxonomy places the organism in Eukaryota, Metazoa, Chordata, Actinopteri, Syngnathiformes, Syngnathidae. The transcript has 13 exons. Gene Ontology annotation, molecular function: ceramide 1-phosphate binding; ceramide 1-phosphate transfer activity. Bases 125 to 1762 code for a protein of 545 amino acids. Gene Ontology annotation, biological process: ceramide transport; intermembrane lipid transfer.
AUGCGUGCUGUUUAUUGUACUCCGCAAAUCUCACUUGGGGGCAGAUGCGACUGUGGUUGCAGUCAGCUGUGCGCCUUAUCGUAUCAUGACAAGCAAGUAAUGAACGGCAAAAAACACCUCGACGAUGGAGGGAAUACUAUACAAGUGGACCAAUUACAUAAGCGGGUGGCAACCUCGCUGGUUUGUGCUGGACGGUGGAACUUUGUCUUAUUAUGACUCUCAAGAGGAUGCUUGGAAAGGCUGCAAGGGGAGCAUUAAAAUCUCUGUUUGUGAAAUUCAAGUUCAUUCCUCUGACUCCACGCGUCUUGACCUGACCAUACCCGGAGAGCAGUACUUCUACCUGAGAGCCAUCAAUGCAGCAGAGAGACAAAAAUGGCUGGUGGCUCUGGGAACAGCCAAAGCUUGCCUGACAGACAACCGAACAAAGAGAGAGAAGGAACUCCAAGAGAACACAGAAGCACUAAAGACAAAGAUGUCAGAGCUCAGGUUGUACUGUGACCUUCUUCUCCAACAAGUGAACAAAAUCAAGGACGACGACGAGCUUGGUGUCGCAGCAGAGAGCGGCAUAGACGCGGGCAACAUGGUGAAGUCGACGUGCACCACGUUCCUCAAGACCCUGGAGGAGUGCAUGCAGAUAGCCAAUCGUACUUUCACGCCAGACGCGUCCAAGCAGAGCCCGCCGGCGUCCCCUCCCGUGGCCGCCAUCAAACCUCAGAAGAUUAAACCUGUCAAUCAGUUAAGGCAGCGCCUUGGCGAAAGGUGCAGAGAUUUGUCGGAAACAGACGUGACGGCACAUGACACCCGCAGCCUCGACUCUGGCGCAGGGGGACGUGAUGAACCGGACGGACCAGAACGGCAACCUUUCCCAUCAAACAGGCACACGGCCAACGGCGACAACGCCAUGCAGGAGGAGAAAGUCGAUCCUCUUCCUCCCGCAUCCCAGAAUACGUCUCGGGCCGAAGCCACCGCAGCAGCCGACGACGACGAGGGGCAAAAGGAGACCCAGAGAAGCGCGGCGGCGGAGAGCGGCGGCGAGGAGCCUCGGCAGGAAACACUCCCAGACGGAGAAGAGGCCGACUGUGAAGAAGACAUUUUCAAGGAUUCCGCGGAGCCAGAAGAGCCAGUGGAGACUUUUUUCAGCACAAUGAGUCACAGAUUUAGUGAUUUAAAGCUGGAUGACGACAAUGGCAUCCCCACGCAAGAGUUUUUGGACUCGUGCUAUGCAAUAGUGCCUGUAUUAGACAAGCUUGGCCCCACCGUCUUUGCUCCAGUGAAGAUGGACUUUGUGGGAAACAUCAAGAAAAUCAAUCAGAAGCUGAUGUCGGACCCAGCCGCCUUCCCCACGCUGCAGUCCAUCGUGCUCCACGAGGUGCACGGCCAGGUGGCUGAGGUGCGCAACUCGGCCACCGAGGCUCUGCUGUGGCUCAGACGGGGCCUCAAGUUCCUCAAGGAGUUCCUGUCGCAGGUCAACGCUGGCGAGCGAGACAUCCACGCAGCGCUCAAUCACGCUUACGGCAAGACUCUUCGCCAGUAUCACGGAUGGGUGGUCCGCGGUGUCUUUGCGUUGGCGCUGCGAGCCGCUCCGUCCUACCAGAGCUUCACAGCCGCCUUGGUGACGACAGAAGGCGACGAGCUGAAGAGCGGCUUUGCCGGCGGGAUGCGCCGGGACCUCAGCCUCUACCUGCCCGCCAUGGACCGCCAACUCGCCAUCCUGGACGCCCUCUAUGAGGAGUACAACCUGGAGUCCGACGAGGUGGUGUGAAAUGCGAGCACAAAAGUGGGCGGAGUCACAGAAAGGAGCCAGACGCAAGGACUUCGCGUGAGGCGUUUAAAGACCCGAUGCGGAAGUUCGAAAGAUGGAAUAAGUCUGCGCUGAGGAGCUUUCAGCAUCAACAAUGACGUGUAGUUGUUAGUGUCAAUUGUAUGUACUUUAAAAGUACAUAAAGACCACUGCAAUGUAAAAAGUUUGAUUUCUGAAUUUGAAAUCAAAUGACAGAAUGUGCAAUAAGAUGCAAGCAAAUGAGAAAAAAAAGAAAUCUGUCAGUGUUUCUAUAAUAAAGCAAACUAGGUGAUUUGCCUAGUAAACUUUUUAUUACUAUAACUCACUUGCUAAUGUUGCACUGUAUAUUUUUAGUGAUGAAAGUCUUUCAAAUUUGAUCAAAAAUGCUUUUUUUUCUUUUUCUUUUCUUGACCCUGAGAAGGACCAGCGAGAACAGCUUUUAGCACCGUAACACUGGAGAUGGAAAAUAAAUAUUCAUGUAGAACAUGGCUAGGAACAUACUGACAUCUUCUCAACAAGCCAGUGCAUCGUGUGCAUUUCCGAAGUUUAUUUAUUUUGUCUUAAGUUAUUGACGAGUCUUUGGCUUCAUCUCAUUGGUAUCUGAAGAGGUACUGUAACAUGGUAACUGACUUGAAUCAGACUCAAUAAUCCUAUUUGAUAAAAGUGGAAAAUGUGUGCUGAUCUCAUCCAUCCAUGUAGGCUUUCAUGUGUGCUAACUUAUUACUUUUGAGCCAGUCAAACAUUAUUUUUCAUUGUUUUAAGACCUUGUCAUAAUUUUAUUUUAUUUUUUUUGUAAACAUACAGUCAACUUGCACAAUUUAAAUAUGGUUGCUGAUGUAAUUCAUUUAACUGUGCUGUUGUAAUAUUUAGUUUUUGUUUUUUUUCUAUACAUGUUUGGAACAAUCUGAUAUGUACUUAAUUAAAUAAUAAAACAUAAUUUCAUUGUC